Molecule: messenger RNA, 825 nt
Organism: Letharia columbiana
Lineage: Eukaryota; Fungi; Ascomycota; Lecanoromycetes; Lecanorales; Parmeliaceae
Exons: 1
Coding region: 1-825 (274 amino acids)
Source: RefSeq, a predicted model, not a curated record
AUGGAAGUCUCCAGCGCCUCGCAUCCACAAGGCCACUUCCCCUUUAUGUCCCUACCCUUGGAGCUCCGCCGGAAGGUCUACUACUUUGUAGUCACUAGGACACGUCCAAUCAAGCUUAAGAUCAAUUACCACGGACUUGCUACCACCGAUACCAUAGGUCCAGGCCGGGUCAGAAUGUACACCGCCCAGGACUUCCGAAUGCUGGAAACCAACAUUGAGUUCCGCAAAGAGUUGAGCAACGCACUGUACGCCAAGAGUACCUUCGAUCUUUCUCUGUGGUGGCAGGAGACCGAGAAAGGAACUAGAUUGUUCCAGAUUGAUCCUAGACGAAUCAGGAUCUGUCGACUCUUCAUUCACAACCUGGCAAAUACCAUCUACACUCCCCACAGAGAUGUGUGGGGUGGAGCUUUCCCGCUGUACUGGCACCAUCAUCUCCGAGCCUUUGUUGCUACCCUUGUCUUCAAUGGGCAUCAGAUUGAAUCCAUGUUAGUCGAGUGUGAGGAACAAGAUUCGAAUUGGCUCCUGGAGUGCCUACGGCCAAUGGCUAUGCUAAGAAGCUUCGGCUUGGUACAUUUCCGCUCUUGUCGUCGCGAGGUACAUCCUUACUUCCGAUUUCUCGAAGCCUAUAUGAUGAGCGAUCGCGAUGUGCCUUUCAGAGAUUGGCAAGGAUUUCGGAAGCAAACUGAACCGUGGCGCCCGCAUUUUCUUUCCGAGGAAGCAAGAAGGGGUCCGCCACCACGAAGCACAGACAUGACGGACGAAGGCGUGACGAAAUCGAAGGAAGAGAUGGAGGCUACGGCGAGGACUCUGUAUGCGAUACUUUAG